AUAUUCAAGCAGUUAGCGGAUAAGCGAUAGUUGUAAACUCGGAAAUUGUUAUUCUAUUUAACAAAGAAGUUAGUGUUUUAAUUAAUUUUAAUUAUGAAAUUAUGAUAAUUAAAAAAAAACUAAAAUUAUGAAAUCAAUGGCGAUUUUGCUUAGUUUUGAUUGAAGCAAGUCUUGUUCUAAAUAAAAUAAAAAGUAACACCUCCACCAAAUGUGUACAGCAAUUUGUUUGUUCAAAAAUUAGAAUCGUGUGUUUUAAUAGAAAUAAUAAUAAUAACAAUUAAUCAUAAUGCAAUGACGCACUUCAAUUAAAUCGUUUUGAGAUAAAAAUACUAAAUUAAAAAAUUUCAAUUGAAAUAUAAAUUUACCCGCGAGAGCAGUGGUUUGAAUGAGAUUAAGUGAAAUUUAUUUAUAUAAAAAUAUAAAUAUUCUUAAAUCGACACGUGUAUAUAAAAGCAACUGCCAGAUGCCCUCAUUUUGGGUUUCAGAAAAGUGCAAAAACUUGGUUUAAUUAAAAAAGGCAAGUAAAAGGAAAAUUAAUGUAGUGAUUCAGUUGGCAGAAAAAUGUAUGAAAAUAAGUAUUCCGGUAUAAAAGAGCAAGUUUAGAGCACAAACCGGAAAAGAAAAGUCCCCAUUAAAUAAAUAUUUAAAUUAAUUUUAAAAGAAAAUUAGGCGAAUUAAAGUGAUCUAAAUGUUCCCUCCUGCAUAAUUUCAAUUCAAUAAUUAAAUAUAAACGAACGGCUGUUGAAUCUCAAUGGAUUAAUUUAAAGGAAACAAGUUAUGCUCUAAGCAAAUGCUGAUAGAAACCAAUUUACCCUUACUUAGAAAAUAAAGGAAUUUUCCGAAGCUAGAAAAGUGAGCUACUAACCUUAACAUAAAUUUAGCUAAUUAAAUAUGUGCGCUUAGAGAAGGAAAUACUCAACAUACCGUAAUAUACAUACAUAUAGAUUAUGCUUCAAGGAGAAGAAAGAAAGAACGAAAGCGGAAGCUGGGAGUAGCUAUUUCAUACAUAAAUAAUUCAGAGCUUCUACGUACACGCAUACCUAAGCAAAAGUAUUUCGAUUCUACAUAAAUCACAGGCCAAUGCAUUAAGCUUUCUAUACAUUUACAUACAUUUACAUACUUCAGAAUAUAAGCAAAGCAUAUUUAGAUAAACUCAUGUGAAAAGGAACUGAGCGCAGUGCAUGAGGGUCACAGCUGCUGAUAUAAAUAUCCAACUCAUUUGUUUUCGCUUUGUAGAAGCAGUGAAAGUGUCCUUCGCACUUGUCAGAUUGACCAAUGCUGUGCAAUAAAACUAUCACCUCACUAAAUCUCCGUCAGUGAGUAACUAAACUGAGAGCAGUAGCUCGAGUAACGAUGAGAAUAAUCGCCAAAGCCCAACAAAUCGCACACACAUUAACAAUAGUUGGACUCACAGCGACGGCGAAUACUCACACAGCUAUUCACACGGAUAAUUUACUAUCUGCAUACACAACAACAAGUUCCAGUUUAACACCAGCGGCUAGAAUGUUAGCCGGCCUGCCAACAUCCGCCUCCUCCGAUAUUGGCAGUGAAUCUGCAACGCUGACGGAUAUGGCGCCGGCAGUGGCGGCAAAUAGUGAUGAGAGCAUGGAAGAAGGCGGUGUGGGUGUGGAAGCACAGCCGGAUAUUUUGGACGCAUUGCGAAAUGAAUGCUAUGAACGCUUGAAUAGAACCGCAGCUAAAUUUGCGGCAGGUGAAUCCUUCUGCGCUGGCACUUUUGAUGGUUGGCUCUGUUGGCCGGAUACAGCCGCUGGCACAUCCGCCUACGAACGCUGCCCGAAAUUCAUAACCGGCUUCGAUCCGACAAGAUAUGCACACAAGGAAUGCGGAAGUGAUGGUGAGUGGUACAAACAUCCAGCUACGAAUAAAACUUGGUCUAAUUAUACGACCUGCAUUAAUUUCGAUGACUUAGAGUGGAAGCACAACGUUAACCUCUUCUAUAAGACCGGCUACAUCAUUUCGUUGGUAGCCAUAUUGCUUUCCUUAGCAAUUUACAGUUAUUUUAAAUCUCUUAAAUGUGCCCGCAUAACCCUACACAUGAAUUUAUUCACAUCGUUCGCAGUGAACAAUUCACUCUGGUUGGUUUGGUAUUUCGUGGUCAUACCCGACACUGAGCUGGUGGAAAGAAGUCCGCCUCCCUGCAUUGCGCUUUAUAUAAUCCUGCACUAUUUUCUGCUGACAAACUAUUCGUGGAUGCUCUGCGAAGGCUUCUACUUGCAUACUGUGCUCGUGUCCGCCUUCAUCUCGGAGAAAAAACUGGUGAAAUGGCUCGUUGCCUUCGGUUGGGGUACGCCGGCGAUUGUCAUAUUCAUUUAUGCUAUGGCCCGCGGUCUGGGCGGCACUGGUGAUGAGAUUAUACACUGCUGGUUUAAUAGCACGGGCUAUGAAAAUAUACUCAUCGUACAUGUUUGUGUUUCCAUCUUCCUGAAUUUGGUAUUCCUCUGCAAUAUUGUGCGCGUUGUGCUACUUAAGCUGAAGGCACCGGCCAGCAUACAAGGCAGCUGUGGACCCUCACAUACCGUUAUACAAGCAUUCCGCGCAACACUUCUGCUUGUACCCCUAUUGGGACUACAAUACAUUUUGACACCAUUCCAUCCGGAUCCUGGCCAUCCAUGGGAGCAAACGUACGAAGUGUUAUCGGCAGUUACGGCAUCAUUUCAGGGUCUCUUUGUUGCCACACUCUUCUGCUUCUUCAACGGCGAGGUUAUUGCCCAAGUGAAGCGUCGUUGGCGGAAUCUAUGCUUCAGUAAUCGGGCGCGUGCAAAUUCCUACACAGCCACUCAGGUCUCGUUCGUGCGAUGCGGCCCGCCCCAGCCCGGCGAAGAGAAGGUAUGACUAAAGAGCAUGUCGUCGACAAAGUCCCGGCGCGCCUCCAGCGCCGUCACUGGCCGUGCCAGCGAAGCCAGCAGCAGCAGCAUCAGCAAAGCAGGCGCACGCCUGCGCAGUAAUAGCACCGCCCCUACAGCCGCUGGUCAAAAGUCAGCAGGCGGUGUGAUGGGUGGGCUGCGCAAAAUGCCAUUUCUACGGCGAAAAACCGUCGAUCAUCUGCGUAGCAGCCAGCCUCUGAUGGAGGAGGGCGGUGCAGGCGGUGGUGUUGAUGGUUGUGGUGUGGCGGAGGAGACGAAUAGCUGGAAUUGCCAUAGAAAAAACGCGGCAGAAAAUUCGACGACGACGACGACGACGACGAUGGCGACUACAAUGGCGACGACAACAACAACAGCGAAUACACUUGCUACAGCGUCAGCAGCCACUGCUAUUACAACGAGUAGUUACUACAGCAACAAUAGCAACAACCGGCAUAGCAGCAGCGGUAGUUAUAGUAUUGAGGGCAGUUUGGAUGGCAAUGUUCUUGCUGGCGGCACUGUGCUUGUGACCACAACAGCGGUGCAUGCCACUCCAACGACAUACAACAACAAUUUGCACUUGGAUGGCAACAAAAUAGCGGACGAUGCAUUGUAAGGAAAACUUAAAGACAAACCCUAUGGCAGUGUUGCCUUGGAAAAAUGUUGUACAGUGUUGUGGCUCGCCGAGUCCGAGUGUGUGGCAUGCGGCGUGUAUUCAAAAGGUGGCAUGUACCUUUAGUUUGUGCAAAUAUAUUUUUAGACGUAAGUAGUUGUAGCUAACAUGUGAUUUAUUGUACAAUGUGAGAUAUUUAUUACUAUUUUGUUAUUUACCUCAACACCCAUUUCGGUCUAUGGACUUCUCUGAAAGCGAAUGUGGCAUGAUUGAUGAUGUGUGAAAUUCACAUUUGUUUUUUUUUUUUAUUUCCCUAAACCCGACCAGUCUAAAACUGUUCAGUUAGUUGCAAGACAUCUCUAUGACGAAAGGAUGUUGCAGUGCCCAGCAACUGCCCCGAGACUUUCAAUAAAGUACUCAUCGACAUUCUAGAAAAGUAUUGGAACGGAUCUGAAGUCAAAUUGCAAGAAUAAACGUUCCAUUUCGGGUAUUCGGCAAAAACAGUGAUCUGAAGCUUCAUUUUUCUUUUCGAAGUGAAGUUGAGACGAACGCAAAUUAAUUAAAUAAACAUUCUGCUUUCACAAUGAAUGCUUUCGUAUUCGUAAUGAGCCAAAAUUUGGCACAUCGCUAUGAGAGCUCUUGAAAGACAACAUUGUAAAGGUUGUUUUAUUAGACAAAUGGUUUUUAAAAAGACAUACAUUUUUCGAAACUAGAUUUCAGAUAGUUGUUGCUUGAUUGAAACUUUGCAGACUUUCUUCGGAACAAGGUUUGCAAAUGCAGCAGGCUCAUUACCAAUAUAAUACAAAAAAAGAUCAGCGAUGGAGCUCUAUUUUGUUGAAUGGGAGGGUUAAUAAACAAUAUGCCGCAUUGUAGUGGCAUCGUUGCUUCCUCAUUAAGUCCCUGUUUGGUGUGCUCUCUAGGCAGAGUGAAUCAUUGAUCCAUAUUUCUUUAAAAAGUAAGCCGAUUAGUAUUUUACAGUGAAUCCGAAACUGUAUAGAGCUAUGAUGUUUUCAGUGCCUCCAAUUCAGGCCGUUGUUGUGGACGACCUUUCUUAUUAUUAAGAUGGCGCUAUAUGCAUGACGCUAAUUAAGUUAUUGAAGGAAACUUUUCGUGUGCGCGUCGUGGGUCUGUAGCGUGGCCUCCAAGAUCAUGCAACUUAACACCGCUGGACUAUUGUCCAUGUAAAGUCGCUUGUCUACGCAAAUGAUCUCGAGACGCUUGAUACUUUGGAAGAGAAUAUUCGGCGAGUUAUUGCUGGCGUAUGGCACAAAUUGCUUCAAAACGUAGUCGACAAUUGUGCCUCUGAAAUCUCUGAAAUCACUUGCAGCAUUAAACUAUAUGCGUUUUAUUUCUUCUUGGAUGCCAAUGUCUAAGAAAUCUUAUUUCUUAAAAGUAUUUGGGCACCUUUUCAAAAAAUCCACAAAGCAGUUUUUAAAUGAUUGGAGAUCAGUACUUUUCUGUGGAAUCGGUUUUCAGAACAUGGCAAAUUCAUGUCCGAAAAGAAAAGAAAAGAAAAGAAAAGAAAA
Molecule: messenger RNA, 5000 nt
Organism: Ceratitis capitata (Mediterranean fruit fly)
Lineage: Eukaryota; Metazoa; Arthropoda; Insecta; Diptera; Tephritidae
Gene: Dh31-R
Product: calcitonin gene-related peptide type 1 receptor
Exons: 11
Biological process (GO): adenylate cyclase-modulating G protein-coupled receptor signaling pathway; cell surface receptor signaling pathway
Cellular component (GO): plasma membrane
Molecular function (GO): calcitonin receptor activity
Source: RefSeq, a predicted model, not a curated record